GGUGAGGAGGGAGAUCCUGUGUUCGUACUGGUUCUCGUUCUCUUUCUUUCUUUCCUUCUCCCUGCGAGGAAGAAGGGAGAACAGAGCAAGGCAAGUAGAGUCUGUGUGUCCUCAUGAGUUGAAUAAGGAGAGAUGGUGAUGAUGAUGAUGAUGAAGAUGAAGAUGAACAUUAAACCCGAGACGGUGACGUUGAUACUAGUGUACAUGGCUGGGAUCAUGGAGAGGGCCGAUGAGUCGCUGCUGCCUGGUGUGUACAAGGAGGUUGGGGCAGCCCUCCACACCGACCCAACGGGUUUAGGCUCCCUCACCCUCUUCAGAUCUAUUGUGCAGUCUUCGUUCUACCCAUUAGCCGCCUAUCUCGCCAUCAACCAUAACAGAGCCCAUGUCAUCGCCCUGGGUGCCUUCCUCUGGGCCGCCGCCACCUUCCUGGUCGCCUUCUCCUCCACCUUCUUUCAGGUGGCAUUCUCCAGAGCGUUAAAUGGGAUUGGGCUGGCAAUAGUAACACCCGCCAUUCAGUCCCUUAUCGCCGACUCAACCGACGACAACAACCGUGGUAUGGCUUUUGGAUGGCUACAGCUGACAGGAAACUUUGGCUCAAUUAUUGGUGGCCUAUUCUCAGUUCUGAUAGCUUCAUCUUCAUUCAUGGGGAUUCCUGGUUGGAGAAUCUCCUUCCAUCUGGUUGGAAUGGUGAGUGUUGUUGUAGGUAUUUUGGUCCGCCUGUUUGCCAAUGAUCCACGUUUUUUAGAGGGUGGUACUAAAGCUAAUGAUCCAGGUUCACGAAAGCCCAUAAUGUUAGAAGUGAAGAACCUAAUCCACGAAGCCAAGUCGGUGAUGAAAGUUCCAUCUUUCCAGAUACUUGUAGCUCAGGGCGUGACCGGAUCAUUCCCAUGGUCAGCUUUGUCAUUUGCACCCAUGUGGUUUGAGCUUAUUGGCUUUUCCCACAAACAAACAGCUUUCCUUAUCAGCAUGUUUGUGGUUGCUGCUUCUCUUGGUGGGCUGUUUGGAGGGAAAUUGGGGGAUAUCCUUUCCAAGCAUUUCCCCAACUCUGGCAGGAUACUUCUAUCACAAAUAAGCUCAGGAUCGGCUAUCCCACUGGCAGCAGUGCUAAUGUUGGUUCUACCUGAUGACCCCUCCACAGUUUUCAAGCAUGGUUUUGUCUUGUUCGUCAUGGGCUUGUCCAUAUCGUGGAAUGCUCCGGCUACAAACAAUCCUAUACUUGCAGAGAUAGUCCCUGAAAAGUCACGUACAAGUAUUUAUGCUCUGGAUCGAUCUUUUGAGUCCAUAUUGUCAUCAUUUGCUCCCCCUGUAGUUGGGUUUCUGGCUCAGCAUGCUUAUGGUUAUAAACCAGUUCCCGAGGGAGCCAGCGCUUCAGUUGAAGUCAAAACUGAUAGAGAAAAUGCUGCAUCAUUAGCCAAGGCACUUUACACGGCAAUAGGAAUUCCAAUGACUCUAUGUUGUAUAAUCUACUCCUUUCUCUAUUGCACCUAUCCAAGAGACAGGGAACGAGCACGGAUGCAUGCAUUAAUAGAAUCAGAAAUGCAGUAUAUAGAAUCAGAGAAUCCUCCUGCUGGAGGGGAAUAUACCGAAGUUCACUUCUCUGAAUCAGACGGGUUAUAUGAGAAGGAAAGAAUUGUGAUUGAUAUGGUUUAUGGUAUAGAGGAUAGUGAUGUUGAUGACAGUGAUGAGAAGACACUUCUUGCUCGCCAGCUCACAUUCGCAAAUUUAGGAGAAUAAUAAUCCAUCAACCAGAAGCUGGUUGGAUGGCUUGGAGGUGUUCUCCAUUUUUCUAAUCCAUGUAUCAGAAACUUCAUCCAACCUGUUGACCCAGUUUUUUUUUUUUUUUUUUUAAAGGUGGUCUUCAGAAGGCUUGUAUAAAAUUUUGGUGAGGGUACAUUGCUGGGUUUUGCCUCAUGUAAAAUUUGGGAGAAGGCAAAUUGGUGAUUUCCAUAUCUUAAUCGACCACCUUAAAUUCUUUUAACUGUUGUAGAGUUUUCUGUUUUGACUGAUGGAGAGAACAAAAUAUAUUUCAGCCACACCCUUGUUCA
Molecule: messenger RNA, 2045 nt
Organism: Telopea speciosissima
Lineage: Eukaryota; Viridiplantae; Streptophyta; Magnoliopsida; Proteales; Proteaceae
Exons: 3
Coding region: 133-1734 (533 amino acids)
Biological process (GO): transmembrane transport
Cellular component (GO): membrane
Molecular function (GO): transmembrane transporter activity
Source: RefSeq, a predicted model, not a curated record